Molecule: messenger RNA, 2519 nt
Organism: Guillardia theta CCMP2712
Lineage: Eukaryota; Cryptophyceae; Pyrenomonadales; Geminigeraceae
Exons: 2
Coding region: 148-2412 (754 amino acids)
Molecular function (GO): oxidoreductase activity, acting on the aldehyde or oxo group of donors, disulfide as acceptor
Source: RefSeq, a predicted model, not a curated record
UUUGUCCUGCGGUUUCUUGUUGCAAGUGCUUGCGUAGCAAGCUCGGUGGCCUUUGCUCCAUCCGCUCCUUUUGCGGGUCUUAGGAGCUCAGCACUUCGCUCCACAUGCGGCCGGGGACGUGCCGGAAGAUGCGUUGCCGGGCCCAAGAUGGUAGCGGUGGACACUGACAAGAUCGACACCGGCGAAGGACAGGUCAUGCGCCCUCGCUUCCUCAACUCUUGGGAGGAGAGCAAGGAGGCGCUUGUUGGAAGGUUUGGGUUCUCUCCCAACGAAGUUGAUCAGUACGCCGAGAUCAGCAAGGAGGACCUGGUGCACGCGUAUGGGAUGAUGCUGCUUUCCCGCCAGUUCGAGACGGCAUGCAACCAAGAGUACAUGAAGGGGAACAUCAGAGGUUUCAUGCAUCUUGACAACGGGCAGGAGUCUAUCCCCGCCCUUGUUGCCGACUCCAUCAAGAAGGGCGACAAGAAGUACAGCUACUACCGUGAGCACGCGCACGCUCUUGCCUCAGGAGUCGACGCCGGCGCCGUCAUGGCGGAGCUCUUUGGAAAGAUCGGAGGGACCUGCAAGGGAGCAGGAGGUUCCAUGCACAUCUACGACAAGGCCACCAACUUCCAGGGAGGCUGGGCGCUGGUUUCCGAGCAGCUCCCCUAUGCUGCUGGAGCCGCCAGGUCCAUCCUGCUGGACAGGAUGCUGCACCCCGAGCAGCACAAGGACGAUGACCGCAUCUCCGUUGUUUUCAUCGGUGAGGGAGGAGCUCAGAACGGACGCAUGGCAGAAUGCCUCAACGCCGCCGCCAAGGAGAACCUACCCCUCCUCUUCAUCGUCAUCGACAACGGCAGAGCCAUCAACACGUUCACAGGAGAUGUGGCCAAGAACCAGGACGUUUUCCUCCAGGGACAGCACUACGGUGUUCCCGGGGUCAAGGUCGACGGGCAGGACAUGGUGGGCGUUCUCCAGGCCGGGCGUGCGGUAGUGGACUAUGUGAGGAAGAGCGGCCCUGCUAUCCUUCAGGUCCACACCUUCAGGUUCAACGGACACUCUCCUGCUGACCCCGAGCACGAGAGAGGCCGCAAGGACGAGAAGAAGUGGGCGAGGAACGCUGCUGACCCCAUCAAGAUCUUCGAGGACAAGAUGCUCGCGUCGGGCAAGUUCACCGAGGAGGAGCUGAAGGAGCUCAAGGCUAAGGCCUCUGCCGCUUGCAAGGACGCGGUCGACUUCGCCAACAAGUCUCCUGCUCCCCCUGCCACCCUCGCCAAGGAGCUCGAGUUUCCCGAUCCCCCCUCCACCGACUACAACCAGCGCCCUGCCCCUGCUGGAGCUGAUGAGAUCAACAAGAGGAUCCUUGACCCCGAGGCACUGAGCAACUGCCAGGCCCACAUCUCCCAGCUGCGUGAGAAGGCCCAGGCUGGUCAGAUCACCAUCGGAGACGCGCUGAACCUUGCGAUCCUCGAGGAGAUGCUUCGGGACCCUUACACCACCAUCAAGGCUGAGGACCUUCAGGCCGGCUCCUCCUACGACAUCCCCAAGCUGACUCAGCAGACGUUCGGUAAGCUGAGGGCGUCCGACGAGAUCAUUGACGAGGGUCACUUCAUCGGCAAGGCGCUGGGCGAGGGCAUGAACGGCUACAGGCCCAUCGUCGAGCUCAUGAACACCAACUUCGGCAUCUACGGCAUGGCCGAAAUCUCCUCCUGCGGCAACACUUACGCCACUACCGGCGGAGAGUUUGACAUGCCCGUCACCAUCAUCGGAGCCGGAGGAACGGCCCCCGCCCAGUCCCUCGGAGCCGAGCACUCCCAGCCCUUCCACGCCUACAUCAUGGGGAUCCCCGGGCUCAAGGUCUGCACUGCCGCCUCCCCCGAGGCCGCCUACGGCCUUGCAAAGAGCAUGAUCCGUGACAACGGCCCCGGCAUGCUCUUCUGCCCCGUCAAGAUGAUGAAGGACGUGAAGGGUAGCCCUGAGCUCGACAAGUGCCUCCCCCUUAACAAGGCCGCUCUCCUCCAUGCUGCCUCCGACGCCGCGGUCAAGGAGGGCACCGCGGUGACCGUUCUGACCUACCUCCAUGGCGUGAAGGAGGCGCAGAAGGCCCUGCCGCUGAUCCAGGAGGAGGGGAUGGAUAUCGACCUUAUCGAGCUCCGAUCGCUGAAGCCCCUGGACAGGGAGACAAUCUUGGCGUCCCUCAAGAGGACCCACAAGCUCGCCAUCCUCGAUGAGUCCACUCAGUCCGGAGGAGUCGGCGCCACCAUCUCCGCCAUCGUCUCUGAGGAGAUGUUCAACGAGCUUGACGCCCCUGUCAAGCGCCUCUGCAUGGACGACGCGCCCGUCCCCUACUCGCUCGCCAUGGAGGCUGCGGUGGUGAAGAGAGACUCUGAUCUCGUCAAGGGUGUAGCCGACCUCGUGCUGGGUCGGUACUGAGCGGCAGCUGGAGGAGGAGGCGGUGAGUUGUGAAGCCUGCCGGGUCAGUUUUUGCGAGUUUGAGAAGAAGAGAAAGAAGAAGAUUGUAACAAAGCUUUAAGAUUGUU